AUGAGCCUAAUUGCGACGUGUAUCCUUUGCAAAGCCCAGCUACCGUUCGAGAGCUCUAACACGUGGAUACUGAUACGCCAUCUGCUCGAAAGCCAUCCCAUGGAAACGUGUGCGCCCGAGGCAGAAGAAGACUCCAUCACCAUGCCGCUGCCAACGUGUAACCGAAAUACACCCCGUAAAGGACGCGAUUGUCACCCCGAGACAAACCCCUUGCUGGGGGAGCAAACGUCUAAAAUUCAGUGCUCAACCAAACAGUCUAGCAGCGGGAGAAAAAUCGCCUACAAAACAACCGUGGCCCAAUGGAGACCGGCCCGAUUUCGUGUGAAGUGCCCCAAAUGCGCUGGAAGGUUUUUUCCAACAAUUCGUGUUGCAUCGAGCCGCAUCUCGAAUGGCUUCGGGGCAGCCUGCAUCCUUUCAUGCUGGCCGUUCUGCUUCCUGCCUGCGUUGUUCACAAACCCCGUCAAGCACCAUUUGCACUGCUCGAACUGCAAUGCGUUCCUGGGGCUGUACGAUGCUCAGCAUGAUUGUUUGGAUAAAUCGGCGAGUAAACUAAACAAAACCACCGAUGCUCGCUAG
This is a messenger RNA of Anopheles nili, 576 nucleotides long. RefSeq lists its product as uncharacterized. The transcript has 2 exons. Bases 1 to 576 code for a protein of 191 amino acids. NCBI's taxonomy places the organism in Eukaryota, Metazoa, Arthropoda, Insecta, Diptera, Culicidae. The record is from RefSeq and is a predicted model, not a curated record.